ACCGCACGCCUUCCCUCUCGGAAUAAAUCUCAAUUCCUAAAAUGCAAUUGCCACGGCUCCUUACUUCCCUGCUAUUUCUUAGCCCCCUAGUCGUAUGUCAUGCUGUGACAUCUCCGGAUAAGAAGGAGGUUUACACUGCUGGAGGUGGGAAGUGUAAGAAUCCGCUUGUUCGAAGGGAGUGGUGAGUAGCUUUUUAAAAAAAAAAAUCCCCUCUUUGCAACCCCUUGAUCUUGAACUAAAUAGCUAAUGAUUGAGAAUAGGCGUCUCUUGCCGGACCAGGAGAAAAAGAAUUAUAUUGAUGCCGUUAAAUGCCUGCAGACCCUGCCUGCCCUUACCUCCAAUGUGGUCCCAGGCGCAAUCACUCGAUUCGAUGACUUCCAAAGCAUACAUAUUCGUCUAGCGGAGAUUAUCCACAACGUGGUGUGUUAUUUCUUUGAGUGGAGAGACCUGCAGGAUGUAUCCGAAGGCUGAUAUCAUGAGUCUCUCUCCCCUACCCUAGGGUUUGUUUCAUCACUGGCAUCGAUACUUCGUUUGGUUCUAUGAGAAGGCUCUGAGAGAGGAAUGCGGUUAUAAUGGUGCACAACCGUAAUUCUCCUCUCCCACUUCCCCUCCACCCUCAUCAAUGCUAAAUUAGAGUUACAGCUACUGGGACUGGACCCUCGACUCCGCCUCAGAGUCCGCCUUUCUCAACUCUCCCAUAUGGUGCCCCACAACCGGCUUCGGUGGCAAUGGGCCUUACAUAAACGAGUCCGGAAACCCCUUCCUCAGCAUUCCUGGCCGCACAGGCGGUGGCUGCGUCCCAGACGGCCCGUUUAGCAACUACACCCUCCAUCUUGGGCCCCGUGGAUCGAUCGCCAAAAACCCCCAAUGCCUCCGCAGGGACUUUGCACCCUUCAUCUCACCCCUAAGGCUCACAAAAGAGCUUGUGCGCCUCCCGCACUGCGAGAAGGCCUUCGACUGGUAUGACUUUAAGGCUCAAGCGGGGGCUAGAGAGGCCGGUUUCUUCUUACACGAGUCCUCCUUCCAUUCAGCGCCUCACAUAGCCGUUGGUGGGGAAGCUGGUCAGAUGGGGGACAUCUAUGCUAGCCCUGGAGACCCGAUAUUCUACCUUCACCACGCUGGCGUCGACCGCGAGUGGUGGAAGUGGCAGAAUGUUGACCCAGAGACGAGACUUAAGGACGCUAGGGGUCCCUCCAUUAGAUUCGACUUUCCCUUUGGGAAUAAUUUCCGCGGGGGGAAUAUCACGUUGGAGCAUGAGAUUGGACUUCUAGAGCUGGCCCCGGUGGUGCCAUUGCGCAAGGUUAUGGAUACGGAAGGGGAUUUGCUGUGUUAUUCUUAUGCUAAGGAGAAGGCGGUGUAUGAUCCCACAACGGAGAAGUGGGUUGCUGAGGAGCUUAGUGCAGAAGAAGAGGAUUGGGAGGCUUGUAAAAAUUAGGAGUACUAGGAACCUCAAUCCCAAUGAUUUAAAACCCCUCCCAUUGCGCACCGCAUUAACUAGAAUUCUCGAACCUCACGCUAGCAUGUCAGAGUCGCCUCUCCUAAUAAUGUCUAAAUUAUUUCUCCUUUCGUUGUCUUUCCCGUGUGCUGAAAGCCCUCCCCCUCUGUUCUCACAUAGGGUAACUCCUGGAUGUCAGCCCCUGGUUCAACUAUUCCAGCUCUUGCUGUAUGUA
Messenger RNA from Tuber aestivum (summer truffle), 1670 nucleotides. The record is from the annotation of a GenBank genome assembly. Lineage: Eukaryota; Fungi; Ascomycota; Pezizomycetes; Pezizales; Tuberaceae.